Messenger RNA from Staurois parvus, 480 nucleotides. NCBI's taxonomy places the organism in Eukaryota, Metazoa, Chordata, Amphibia, Anura, Ranidae. The record is from the annotation of a GenBank genome assembly.
GCCAUCAGAGAUCUCACACUGGGGAGAAGCCAUAUUCCUGUACUGAGUGCGGGAAAUGUUUUUCAGGGAAAUCCAGCCUUUACAGGCAUCAGAGAUCUCACAGGGGGGAGAAACCAUAUACAUGUUCUGAGUGUGGGAAAUGUUUUUCAAACAAGUCCAGACUCUGUACACACAUCAAGAUCUCACUUGGGUGAGAGCCGUAUUCCUGUACUGAGUGUGGGAAAUGUUUUUAGAGAAAGUCCAAUCUUGACACACAUCAGAGAUCUCACACAGGGGAGAAGCCGAUAUUCCUCUGGUCCCGAGUGUGGGAAAUGUUUUUCAGUCUUGUCUUUACUCACACAGAUCCAGAGAUCUCACACAGGGGCGAAGCCGUAUUCUUGUCCAAAGUACAGGAAAUGUUUUUCACAGACAUCCCAUGUUGACACAACAUCAGAGAUCUCUCACACAGGGGGUGGGAAGACACUUUCCUGUCCUGAGUGA